AUGGCGGAUGUAUCUCGCAGCGCAACGGCGCGGCUGCGCAAGACGUUCCAAUACCCAACAGACGACUCCUCAUCAAGCACCCCGGAGGUCCUGGACGAAGAGGAGCAAGAUAACCUUAUCCAGUCCCUCUCGGACCAAAACGCAGCCAGGAACGCCCAGUUCCGCAUCGCCAUGCUCGCCCUCCCUGUGCUAUCAACCCUCCCGUACCUGGUUCUCCUCUUCCGCCGGCCUGAGGCGUCCCUCAUCCUCCCCACCCUGCUGAGCAUAUCCUCGCUGGCAUCAACCACGUGGCUGCUCUACGCCCAGGAGCCGACCGAGACGGGCAUCGCAGCCCUGGAUUCGUGGGCGCGCGGCGCCGCCGUCGGCGACAGCAGCAGCAGCAACAAUCCGCCCUUCUCCCCUCUUCGACGGGCGCCCGGCGGAAGCAGGCGACGCCGACUGUCUUCCUUCUCCGCGACCGCCGCUGCUGGCGGCGGGGGGUUUGGCCCCUACGGACCACGCUACCAGUCGCCGCUCGAGACGUACCUGCCGCUGCUUAACGCCGGCCUGUGCGCCCUGCUCCUGCUGAUGGCCAUCUUGCUCGCCCUGGCGCCGCCGCAGCAGGGGCGAUCGGCGCCCGAGCACGUGAGCCGCGUGAUGAUGGCGUGUCUGCCUGCCGUUGUCUACGCAGUCGUAGUCUCUGCCAAGCUCGUCAUGUCAAGCGUCGAUCCCGAAAGGGAUCUCACGGGGCUCAAGUACGAGAACAAGGGCGCGUGA
This is a messenger RNA of Pyricularia pennisetigena, 756 nucleotides long. RefSeq lists its product as uncharacterized. The record is from RefSeq and is a predicted model, not a curated record. The coding region runs from base 1 to 756 and encodes 251 amino acids. Lineage: Eukaryota; Fungi; Ascomycota; Sordariomycetes; Magnaporthales; Pyriculariaceae. The transcript is spliced from 2 exons.